ACCUGAUGACGUAUGAUACGCCACCUUUUACUUCAGCCGUUAUUUCACCGCCCAAAGGUAUAAAUGCUGUUUUCGAGGGGGUUUUGCACGGACAGGGUAGAGCUUUGAACAGUAAAUUGAUUUUAGGGGGUCAGUUUGAUUUAGAUGAAAACCACGAUCUAAUUAACCUUGGUGAUGUUUACGAUCCGUGCUGAUCAGAGUCGGUUUAUUGUUGAUUCUUGCCGGAGAUGCUUGGGGCUGUCCCUCAGCGCGUAGACUGGGUAGUUAAUCAGGGUCCAGCCUAGUAGCACGCACAGCCACCGCCGUAUGGUGCCACCGGAGUGGUCUCUCCUGUCGGUCUCUCCUGUGCAGUGUGCAUUGAAUUCACUCUGAUUGAAGAUUUUGUGUCCAGAUUAUCAAAGCUGUGUCAGUGAGCACAUGAACUGACACCGGUAUUCGACUGCAUUUGCAUUGCUAAAAAUCUAUCUUGGCAGGUGGACGGCAAGAUUGUGGAGCGGUACGUUCAGUCAUCACUGAAAAGAGAUAAGGAAUGGACCGAUAGCGAAAAGGUCGAGCAGAGAACUUCACCAGGUGUUCAUGUGGAACAGAGAACAGCAUUAUGACGGAAACUGCUAGCUCCGAUGGUUUAUGAGAAUGUAUGCAACUCGCCGCGGAUUUUCCGGCUUGUGGCUUGUGUUGACGACGCUGCUAGGGAUACAGCGCCUGUGUGCAGGCUCCCAUUGGUCAGGUUGGUCGGGAUGGAGCGGAUGUUCCAGAACGUGCGACGGUGGGGCAUCGUAUCAACUUAGACGCUGCACAGAUUGGAGCUGCCAAGGGGCUUCCAUACGAUACAAAACUUGCAAUUCCAAGCCAUGCCCAGAUUCGACAGUUGACUUUCGCGGCCAGCAGUGCGCAGCGUAUAAUGACGUACCUUACUACAACCAGCUCUACCAAUGGGAAGCGUACCACGAGCCACGUGACCCUUGCUCUCUCCGGUGUAAACCUAAGGGUCAUGAUUUUGGUGUUAUGUUGGCCCCGAAGGUUUUAGAUGGCACACGAUGCAACCCGACUUCACUUGACAUGUGCAUAAAUGGAGAAUGCAGGACUGUUGGCUGCGAUCAUGUUCUGGAUUCUAAGACAGUGGUGGAUGCGUGUGGCGUUUGUGGCGGAGACAGCUCAACUUGUCAACAGACACGACAGACGACACGUUUCCACUGGCGGGAAGCCGACUAUUCAGAGUGCUCAGUAACCUGUGGUGUAGGUUACAGGGUAACCUCCACCGUCUGUGUGGACACAUGGCGGAAUCAAAUCAUCCACAGUGGAUACUGCGAGCUGAAAAACAAACCCAAACUUAGAACGCAGAUUUGUCAAGCUCCAUCUAGUUGCAUCCCUGUAUGGAAAACAGAAGAUUGGCAGGCGUGCAGCAAGUCGUGUGGCGGAGGAACGGCGGUGAGAAAGGUUUACUGCGUGCGCGAAUUAGAAAAUGGGAAAUUUGACCGUACAGCGGACAAAAUGUGCACAGGAAGUAAACCUGCCAAUAAACAAAGUUGCAAUGUCCAGGAGUGUCCGCGUUGGUAUGCUGGACCAUGGUCACUGUGCUCCGUGACGUGUGGCACUGGGGUCCAGUACCGUGAAGUGAUCUGCAAGCAGGUUGAUGACCUCCAGUGCAGUAUAGAGGACAAACCCAUCAGUGCCCAGGACUGUGAUACACAGACUUCCUGUAUUGGGGAAACAGCCGAGACGAACGACCGAUCAGGGCAAGAAACCGUCGAGGCGUCUUACAGGCUGCCGCGAGUUUUUGAUGAUAAAAAUGCAGUAGAGGAGUUUGACAACUCGGCAGGAGAUCGAGUGAAUGCUAUCAGUGCAUCGGCAGACAAAAAAGAUACCAUGAUGGCGGCGGAUAAACCUGCCCCACCGAUCCAGGCAGACCAAGCUAUUUCUUCAACACCAACGUUUAUAGCUACAGAAUGGGGGCCAUGUAGCACCACAUGUGGCCAGGGGGUGAAGAUACGGUUGGUACAAUGCAAAGUCUACCUGGCUUUCUCCCGUAGUGUCGUGGAUUUACCUGACAGUGAAUGUUCAGAGGCAAAACCACAUGAAAUAGAGCAAUGCAGCUAUGGCAACUGCUCUGCGCUGAUGAUUCCGUUCGAUAACAUCGUUCCUGAGCAAGUUUACUUGUGGAAAAGCCUUAGGUACACGGCUUGCAGUGCCCAAUGUCUAGGUGGCUUUCAAGAAUCCAUAGUAGAGUGCGUCCGAGCAUCUGAUGAUGCUGUAGUUGAAGACAGUAUGUGUGCUGCGUCUCCAAAAUUGUCUUCUGUGACUCGAGUCUGUGGCGAUGGACCAUGCCCGCCAAGGUGGCGUGUAGGAGCGUGGGGGCACUGCUCCACUACGUGUGGGAGGGGCACGCAGACCCGCUCAGUGCAGUGUAUUCAACAGUUGGCGCGUGGGGAAGAUUUCACCGCCGCAGUGCCCGAGGAUUUCUGUCCAGUACCGAAACCAGAGAGCGACAGGGAAUGUAACCUCGCUGAAUGUCCCCCUUUCUGGCAUGUUGGAAACUGGACUACGUGUUCUACACCUUGUGGCGGCGGCCUGCAGAGUCGUAUGGUUAUGUGUCAACAAGUGACUCCCACAGGAUCAAUAAUAAAAGUAACAAAUGAAGCCGAGUGCUUAGAAGAAAGGCCGUUGGCAGAAAGAAAAUGCAAUUCCUUUGAUUGCUUCAAUAAAAUUUUGCCAAAACCUGCCAAAAUUCGCAAAGACUUAUCACAUUAUGUGCAGCUCAAGCCAAUGAAGCGAAUUCUGUUGAUAGUUGGUGGGAAGGCCACCGUUAUUCCGCAGACGACAAUAUUGGUAAGGUGCCCCGUGAAAAAUUACCCACAAUCCGAGGUGGAAUGGACUAAUGAUGGAGCCGUUAUACCAAAAUCAAAUCAUCACUCGAGAUUAGGCCUCAAAGGUCAUCACAGAAUAUUAAGAAUACGUAAAAGCCGGUUAAAAGACGCCGGGAUUUACACGUGCAGUGCAGACGGUGUAGCAGCUGCAAUCUCGAUAGAUUUUCACUCAGAAGAACAAGCGGCAAAAUUACACAGUUUACGCAAGAAAUAUAUGAGAAGCCAUAUAUCGACGGAUGUAAUUUCAGACUCAUGGAAUGAGUACAACGGCAGCAGCUCGUAUAGUUUUGUGACUAGUGACUGGGGAGUAUGUUCCCAGACAUGUGGUGGUAGAGGCAUUCAAAUGACAAACGUAUCUUGUGAAAUGAUUACUGAUACUUCGUAUAAAAUAUUACCACAACAAAUGUGCUUAGACGCUGGUCUUGUGAAGCCCCGAGAAUCCCGUGGGUGUGGCUGGGCUGAGUGCCCACACUGGACCCUGGGGGAGUGGAGUGAGUGUUCUAAUGAUACCUGCCUCGGCCACGCUACGGCUACCCAGCAGAUGCAGCUGUACUGCUCGCUCCUAAAUGGAACCUACGUAGACAACGCUAACUGUGAUAGAACCAGGGUACCCAGCACUUCACGACACUGCCACAACCCCCACUGUCACGCUGUCUGGGAGGUGUCACCCUGGACUAAAUGUUCCAAAACAUGUGGUGAGACGGGCAUCAGAAGCCGCAUGUUGAAGUGUGUGUGGUCUGGCAGUGGAAUUCCUGCAGGGAUCAACUGUCGCAAUAUGGACAGACCGCACGCCGCAGUCACCUGCGAAAUGCCAGCAUGUCCUAACGGUACGCAACCGGUCACAUACGAUUGCUACGAUCAGUCCAAAUUUUGCGGCAUGGUUCAAAGAUUAAACAUGUGUAGAUUUAGAGACUACAAAACUCGAUGCUGCUAUUCGUGUUCUUGACAACAUGAUUUCAGCAUGCAACUUCAAGAAGAAAAAUUCAUAUCGGAGCUACUGCCAUACUGGAAUAUUUUACAGAAAAAAAGAUAUUUCAGUUUCAGUGUGAGAGGAAAAACACACUUCAGAUGGUGGUAAUGAUAACAAACGUCAUUGGGAUAUUUAAAAACGGAUAUAUUUCAAUGAUAAAUAUAAAAUCUGAUCUGCAUAUCAUUGUGCGUAGGGAUAGAAACAUUUCUUCAAGAUCCGGUGACGGAAACACACGUCGAUUCGAGAGGAUUGAAAGAUGUAUACAAGUGGUAGGUUUCUACCAAGAAUGUGCUCUUAGACAUAGCAUAUGGCGGGAACUAAAGGAGUCUUAAUGCCUAGCGAGGUUCGGGCAUUUUAAAUCAAUUAAUAGAAACAGUGAACUACAGACACUUGACGACAAAAAGUCGUUUUUCAAAGAAAUGGUUUUAUUUAAAAUCUAAAAUACUUUUAGUAUAUGUGGCUAUAUACACAAACUUACAAGCUAUUUACAAUAUUUUGCUAUACGUUGAUGGCUGUAACAUUUUGCUCAAUAAUAAAGAACAGCAUUGAUGUAAAAAGA
Messenger RNA from Lingula anatina, 4393 nucleotides. RefSeq names its product protein madd-4. Gene Ontology annotation, biological process: extracellular matrix organization. The record is from RefSeq and is a predicted model, not a curated record. NCBI's taxonomy places the organism in Eukaryota, Metazoa, Brachiopoda, Lingulata, Lingulida, Lingulidae.